Molecule: messenger RNA, 1722 nt
Organism: Phascolarctos cinereus (koala)
Lineage: Eukaryota; Metazoa; Chordata; Mammalia; Diprotodontia; Phascolarctidae
Source: RefSeq, a predicted model, not a curated record
AUGAGAGCUGGGUUCAGAUGCCAGCUGUCACCCACAAGCUGGGUGACCUUGGCCCAGCCCCACUCGCUGGGCCUCAGUUUCCCCGUUCGUAAAGCGCCGGGGUCGGGCCGGUCGGUAGUCUCCGGCUCGGCAGAGGACGGCCACGGGACCCCGGGGCUCGGGGCUCGCACUUUCCGGCUGCGGCGUUACCUCCGGGUUCCGGGCGAACACGCUCCCCGCCGCCUCCGGCUUCGGUUCCGGCUCCGGGAACUACGGUCCCUCAUGACGGACGCCGGGGACGAGCGCCACUGCGCCUGCGCUGCCUUUCACCUCAGGGGAAAAAAGGGACCGGCCGGGGGGCAGGUCCACCUGGGAGUCACGUGGUGGAUGUCAUGUGGCCGCAGACCGGAGGCGGGGACAGCGCCGACUCCAAGGCAACAGCUUGUCCACUCAACUCUGAAGGGGCGUGUCCCCGGGCAUGCGCAGAGUUCUUCUGAAAGGGCACUGCUGGCUUGGAGAGAAGUGAUCGAUGUUUCUUUCAUUCCCCCACCCACCCAACCACCCACCCCUCCAUCCAAUCACUGUGCUCCUGCUGCGGGUCACCUGGCGGGGCCUCCUGGCGUGGCCGAGGCACGUCUCUGCCCUCCGCUGCCUGGCGUCCUGCAGUCUGAAAAAACUCCUAAAGUGCUUGGCCCACCUUCAAGCCCGUGCUGCGAGGGGGCGCCGAAGCGCCCCGAGCCUCCCAGCAGGGGUCCGGAAGGCUCCGGCUGGAUCCCACGUGUAAAGCCCCCAGCAGACCCGCCAGCGCUACUGGACUGUGUGAUUGUGUCGUGUGAAUGCUCCUCCCUGUGUGCAAACGGGGAACCACCUAGGCAGCUCCUACUGAAUGCCAGCCACUCUGCAAUGAUUAUCCCUUUUGGAGCCUCACAGCAGCCCUGGGAGGUGGCCGCUGUUGUUAACCUCUUUUUACAGGCUAUUAUAUGCAAAUACAUUGGAAGCCUGAAGAGAAGAGGACAACUUCUGAGAAAAAUACAAAAUACCAAAGUUGAUAUAGCAAGAAGGAACAGAUUGAAUAAAUAGGAGUCCACCAGCUUUAUUCUCAGGAAAACGCUGGUCAUGAAGAAACUCUAAUGGGACACAGAUGAAGCCAAUCAAGAGAAGAAACCGACUAAGAUGACCUUCCAUCUCCCAUCUCUGGACCUUUGCACUUGCUGUGUCCCCUGUCUGAUAUACACUCACUCCUUCACUUGAACCCUGCAGAAUCCCUUGGUGACUUCAAAACUCUGCUCAAGGUGAAGCUUCUACACCAGGCCCUGGCCAAUCUCAAUAAAGCUCUCCUGUGAAAAGACUGGCCUUCAAGAGUCACUGAUGAUUCAGAGAAUGUUGGAUGGAAGCUUUAGGCUGCUGGAUCUUCUCAGCUGGAUUCUAAGGGCUGGCUCAAGACUGCUUCUUUGUUGCCAAAGAGGUUUGGGGGGUGUUUUCCCUUCAGCUACUUCCAGGUUCUGAGUCCUUCUGGAAGUCUGAGGGGAAGGGGCUGCUAUCCAGAGUCAAGCCUUGACCAUAAUAUAGCAAACCAAAACAGAAAGGGAAACUGGGGCAAAUUCUUUGUACAAAAUGAAUAUUCAAUGACACCAAAUUAUCUUGCUCUUUAAGUCUGUAUUUUUAGAUAUACUCGUGAUUAACGAGACAACUAAUCUUGAGAAAUCAACGAGACAACUAAUAAAACAAUAUUCUCUGAAAUCA